Molecule: messenger RNA, 674 nt
Organism: Xyrauchen texanus (razorback sucker)
Lineage: Eukaryota; Metazoa; Chordata; Actinopteri; Cypriniformes; Catostomidae
Product: interferon alpha-inducible protein 27-like protein 2A
Exons: 4
Coding region: 126-440 (104 amino acids)
Biological process (GO): apoptotic signaling pathway
Cellular component (GO): mitochondrion; membrane
Source: RefSeq, a predicted model, not a curated record
CGUGGUGCCGCCUUUAAAGCCCCUGCUGCAUAGCACAUGCAUUUAUUAGCAGCACACAUCAGUCUUGUGCAGGAAAACAUUUUCCCAUUCUUCGGCUGUUCUCACUCUUUGUUACCUUCGAAAUCAUGCCGGUCGGACUAUUCACCAUUAUUGGGGUUACAGCUGGGGCUGCUGGUGCAGUUGUGUUGGCUCCACUGGCUCUCACUGCAGCUGGAUUCACCUCCGCCGGUAUCGCAGCAAGUUCUGUGGCGGCCAGCAUGAUGUCAUCAGCAGCCGUAGCCAAUGGGGGUGCGGUGGCUGCAGGAAGUUUGGUGGCUGUCCUCCAGUCAGCAGGUGCUGCUGGGAUGUCUGCAGUGGUUACAGCAGGUGCGGCAUCUGUGGGCGGUGCCGCGGGUGCUAUAUUAGGUGGAGCUGCUGAUUUGUUGAAGAUCUUCUAUUAAUAAAAGGUUAUAAAAGGCAUUUGGCAGCAGCAUGCAUGUCAUGUUAAAAUGUGCACAACUCUUAAUGAUAAAGAUUGUGUUUUAAAAUAAGAAGCAGCUUGAAGUAGUUUGCAUUCUGUCAUUAAAGUUUAAAAUUAGUCAUUUUCUGAGGUUUACUCAGAUUGUGGAAAUGUAACUUUGUGACUGUAAUGUGACAAAUAUUAAUAAAACAUUUUUACUUCAAUUUCAUGAAUG